CAGAAAGUUUAAGUGACUUGUCCAAGGUACCAUAGCAUUUUUUCUUAUAAGGGUAAGAAAACUAUUAAGGACAUGUCAGCGAAUCAGCAAGAUUUAGAUCCAGAUAGCACUACAGAUAUGGAAGUUGUUAUUGAUACUGAAGAAGAACUUAUUAAAGAAUGUGAAGAAAUAUGGAAGGACAUGGAAAAAUGUCAGAAUAAAUUGUCACUUAUUGGAACUGAGACACUCACUAAUUCAAAUGCUCAGCUCUCAUUAUUAAUUAUGCAAAUGAAAUGUUUGACCGCUGAACUCAGUCAAUGGCAGAAAGAAACACCUGAAAUAACUCCUCUGACUGAAGAUGUUCUGAUAACAUUAGGACAAGAAGAGUUUCAAAAAUUGAGACAUGAUCUUGAAAUGGUACUAUCUACUAUUCAGUCAAAGAAUGAAAAGUCAAAGAAAGACUUAUCAAGAGAGCAACAGUGGUUGGAUGAACAGCAACAAAUACUGGAAUCUCUUAAUGUACUACAUAGUGAAUUGAAAAACCAGGUUGUUACAUUUUCUGAAUCAAGAAUCUUUAAUGAGCUGAAAGCUAAAAUACUUAGUGUACAAGAAUUUAAGGAGAAACUCUUGGUUUCUUUGGGUGAGUUUCUAGAAGACCAUUUUCCUCUGCCUGAUGGCAAUGUUAAAAAGAAACAGAAAAACAUUCAACAGUCAACUGUACAGCUGAUAACCCUGCAUGAAAUGAUAAUGAUUCUUAUAAAUAGAAUGUUUGAUGUUCCACAUGAUCCAUAUGUCAAAAUUAGUGAUUCCUUUUGGCCACCUUAUAUUGAGCUGCUGCUGCGUAAUGGAAUUGCCUUGAGACAUCCAGAAGAUCCAACCCGAAUAAGAUUAGAAGCCUUUCAUCAGUAAAAGGACAGUCUCUCUUCACACAGUGAAAAAUCUUGUCAUCCAAGGAUAAACUUGAGACUCUUUAAUAAAGAAUAUUAUUUGCAA
Messenger RNA from Castor canadensis (American beaver), 972 nucleotides. RefSeq names its product centromere protein K (gene Cenpk). Gene Ontology annotation, biological process: kinetochore assembly; mitotic sister chromatid segregation. Gene Ontology annotation, cellular component: nucleus. The record is from RefSeq and is a predicted model, not a curated record. Lineage: Eukaryota; Metazoa; Chordata; Mammalia; Rodentia; Castoridae.